AGGCGGUACCACUAGGCCAACUUCAACAAAAUCGGCAUUAGUGACUGGCGUGACAGCUCGGAGAAAACAUCGACUCGGAUCGGGAUUGACCGCAAUUGUGUCCUCACACAUUUCCCUGCAUAUAUUUAAAUUCUAGUAGUCACGCCCGAAAAAUACAUCUGUACAGGAUAAAUCAUGCUCAACUUUAUUUGGCAAUGGAUCCUGUACCUGAACGAGCCCAUACACGUCGCCAAUAUUCAACGCUAUUUCGGGCUGGAGAGAAAAGAUUCGCUCAUUAAGGAUUCAACUCAGCAACCUCCUUCCUCAAACGGUCAUUCCACGCCCAAUCCAGAAAAAGAACUUGCCACAUCCAGCAGCGAUGGAGAGUCAUCGGAUUCAGAAUUAACACCUCAAAACUAUGUGAUUCACAACUACUACUGGUACUGGCUCUUCAAAUUUGGGACAACCCUGGGAGAAGAGAUCUUCUACGCUUCAGUGUUUCCCUUCUGGUUUUGGAAUAUUGAUGGUGCCGUAGGUAGACGAAUCAUCAAUGUCUGGUCGCUCUCCAUGUUUAUAGGACAAUCGUUGAAGGACAUCAUCUGUUGGCCCAGACCUCAAUGCCCUCCAGUCAUCAGAAUGGAGAAUAAAUGGGCCCUGGAAUACGGCAUGCCUUCAACUCACGCCAUGGUCUCUGUGACGGUGCCUUUUUCUGUCAUCCUCCUUACAGCCAAUCGAUACGAAUAUCCAGUGUAUAUUGGCGUUGCUAUUGCGUUCACCUGGUGUAUCCUGGUCUCAACCAGCCGACUGUACCUGGGAAUGCAUUCCGUUGCCGACAUUCUCGGUGGAUUAGCCCUGGCUUCUUUACUUUUGCCCGUCCUGCUGCCUUUGGUCGACACUCUCGACGCCUUCCUGUUGACACAUCCGGCUGCUCCUGGACUACUAGUCACAACGACCAUAACCCUAAUGUUGGUGUACCCCGGAUCGAAAUUCUCCUCUGCCAAAGAGGACACGGCCGUUAUUUUAGGAUCGUCGAUGGGACUCCAGCUGGGCGGCUGGAUCUCUUUCCAGAUGGGCUGGAUCCGUGGGCCGCCCAUUAAACCGCCUUAUUCCAUCAUCUGGCCGUCGUACGAGAUGUUGGGCCUGUCUCUGCUGCGCACCAUCAUCGGACUGAUUACGGUCGUUGCCACGCGGGCCAUCGCAAAGUCCGUCUCCUACGCGGCCAUGAAAGGAGUGGUCUCUACCCUGCGGAGUAAAGACAAGCUGGCCAAGGAAGACGCCCGCGAUGUGGAGCUAUUCGUCAAACUGGGCGUCAAGUUGAUGACUUACGCCGCCAUCGGCAUCGACGUCGUCUGUCUGGCCCCGGCCGCUUUCCGCUUUCUCAACAUCGAACGGCCGACAUUCCACACGGAAAUUUAGAAAUCCGUCUGACGUUCAGAUCAGACAUUAAUCGUUCAGUAUUUUGAAAAACCUUUGCCUUUGCAAGUAAAAACACGAUACCAAAAGUGCACACACGUUAACGAGUGCCUUCGUUCAAAAAAUGUACAUAAUAAUAGUCGUCGUCGUUAAUUUUGUUUCUUUUUGUAAUUAGAAAAUGUCCUACCCCGUCUGUGUCCAGUAAUCUGUGGGAAUUUAAUUCGUUUCAUUCCAUUACGAUUUCCUCGUUUUGUUUCUUGUUAGAAUUCUGCACAAAUGUUAACUCGUCUUAUCUCGAUUGAACUUAACAAAAUAUUACACAUUCCCAAUGUA
Molecule: messenger RNA, 1725 nt
Organism: Daphnia pulex (common water flea)
Lineage: Eukaryota; Metazoa; Arthropoda; Branchiopoda; Diplostraca; Daphniidae
Product: sphingosine-1-phosphate phosphatase 2-like
Exons: 4
Coding region: 175-1395 (406 amino acids)
Biological process (GO): phospholipid dephosphorylation; sphingosine metabolic process
Cellular component (GO): endoplasmic reticulum membrane
Molecular function (GO): sphingosine-1-phosphate phosphatase activity
Source: RefSeq, a predicted model, not a curated record